AUGUCAAAAUUACCAGGCAACGCAGGUGUAUCGCUGCUAGGGGACAAGUCGCUGGACUUUUAUCGGGACCCGGUGCUAUUUUGCCGGGACAAGAUGGAGAAAUACGGCAGCAGAGUGUUUCAAAGUCGUCUGAUGAACAGACCCACCACCAUCGUGUGUUCGGCGCAGGGUAUGAAAGAGCUGCUGUGCGAGAAAUCCAAUGUAUUUCUGAAAGAUCCAACUGAUCUGAUGACCAAUAUGUAUGGUGACACCAUUGUUACCACCAAUGGCGAAGAGGCGUGUCUUCUGCGUCUGUCUUUCACCAGCUUGUUCACAGGAAGUUGCUUAGAAUCCUCAAGUGAUUACAUCACCAGCGUAAGUGAACACUGUCUCAAGGAUCUCGGUCACAGUGACGAACCACAGUGUGUGUACACCACAUUUAAGCAGCUUGGUACAGAGCUGGUUUUGGGUCUUUUUCUUAACGUGCAUGCGGACAAGGAGCCGGAACUCUUUCAGAAAAUCACACAGCUUUGCACUCAGCACUGGCAUGGUCUCAUCUCUGCUCCGGUCAAUGUAAAAGUCCCUCUGUGGUCAUCUGGGUUUUCCGUGGCCUUGGAAGCCAGAGAUCAGCUGAUGGACGUUAUCAAUGACAAACUUAAGAAUGACAGAGAAGGUUUUGUGGGCUCCUUGAGGUCUCUGCCACUGCCCAGUUCUGCGUGCGCUUCCCAGCAUCUCUUGUUGUUCAUCUCAGCCCUCAUUCCGAAAGCUCUGGCAUCACUACUCACGUCAUUCACUGUGGCUCUGAGUGGGAAAGAACAGGAGGAAACUCGAAGACGAGCGCUGAUGGAUGCUGAUUAUCUGGAAUGUGUCUUGCUGGAAGUUCAGAGACUCUGGCCUCCUUUCAUUGGUGGCCGCAGGAUAGCAGAGCAGGACACUACCCUUGCCGGUUUUCAUGUCCCAAAGGGUUAUGCUGCCAUCUAUAUCAGUCAUGCUGUCCACAGGGACCCGCAGGUGUUUGAGAAGCCUGACAACUUUUCUCCAGAGAGAUGGAGCGGGAGGAAUGCAGACCACAAGCACUUCCUUUGUUCCUUCGGCAGUGGAUCUCGAAAUUGCAUUGGUAUGAAACUUACAGACGUCUUCCUUAAGGAAGCAUGCAUGUAUCUCUUAAAACACUAUGACUGGUGUCUGGACCCGCCCUCACAAAACCUGGACUACAAAUGGCUGCCUGUGUCUAGGCCGGCAAACCCCCCCACUGUCUCCUUCACCAAAAUGGAUCUUGACAGAACCAACGAAAACAACACCACGUAG
Molecule: messenger RNA, 1287 nt
Organism: Nerophis lumbriciformis (worm pipefish)
Lineage: Eukaryota; Metazoa; Chordata; Actinopteri; Syngnathiformes; Syngnathidae
Source: RefSeq, a predicted model, not a curated record